This is a messenger RNA of Cryptomeria japonica (Japanese cedar), 519 nucleotides long. RefSeq names its product germin-like protein subfamily 2 member 1. Bases 1 to 519 code for a protein of 172 amino acids. The record is from RefSeq and is a predicted model, not a curated record. Lineage: Eukaryota; Viridiplantae; Streptophyta; Pinopsida; Cupressales; Cupressaceae. Gene Ontology annotation, cellular component: cell wall. The transcript has a single exon. Gene Ontology annotation, molecular function: manganese ion binding.
AUGACCAAAGCUUCCUUCAGCUGCAUGUUAUGGCUUUCCAUAAUCAUGGCCAUUAAUGCAUCAGACCCAGAUCCUCUGCAGGAUUUCUGUGUGGCUGAUAUUACUCAAGCUAAUGUGAAGGUCAACGGUUUUGUCUGCAAAGACCCAAAGGCAGUGAAUGCAUCAGAUUUCUUGUUCAGGGGACUAGGUAAUCCACUCUUAACCAACAAUACUUUUGGUUUCAAUAUCACACAAGGUAACGUUCAAACUUUGCCAGGAUUAAACACUCUGGACAUAUCAAUGAACCAUGGAGUUUUUGCCCCUGGUGGUUUGAAUCCUCCUCAUAUCCAUCCUCGCGCUUCUGAGAUCAUAUUUGUAAUGGAGGGCACUCUUUUGGUCGGUUUUAUCAGCACAAGUAAUGUGUUGUUCUCACAAAAGUUGGAGAAAGGAGAUGCAUUUGUGAUUCCAAGGGGCUUAGUACAUUUUCAGCAGAAUGUGGGGACCUCAUAUACCACUACAAUUACUUCUCUUAACAGCUAG